AUGUCGAGACCGCAAACUUUCGCGAUCGUUCUCGCGGCUUGUUGCUUGCUGCACUGCCACCAAACCGUUCAGGCUACGAAUUCCACAAACUCGACCAACGCGACAGUCACUCUAGAUGUGAAGCCGACAGCAGUCGCUACCUUGCAGAUCAACGGCACAAAGUUCACCUGCACCAUUCAACCAGGGACGUUCCUAGGGUUGACUGUAGUCAGCUUGACGGCAGUCACGUACAACACCACCGCGCUUCCCUUCCUCGUGCAGUCGUUCACAUACAGUGGCUCCAGUCGAAUUCUAGAGCUCGAAUACGGAGCCGCAGCUCUCAAGGCCAUCACCGUGAAGCUUCAGAUCGAGAGUCCGACGACGGCGGCAAGCAGGAGGCAGAGCACAGUGUUCGAGCCGAGGGUCUUCUGGUUAAACAAGAAGACUGUACAAUGGAAUGUGUUGUGCUCCAGCGUGCGAAAUCAAACAGAGAACACAGUCUCAGCUUCGAUUCCUACCGACGUGCUCAAUGGCGAUGCUUUCAAUCCUUAUAGCGACUGCGCAUCUGCCGUCACUUCUGCAGGAUAUUGUGGAACAGGAGGAUUGCUCAUGAUUCUCUCUGCUCCUCCUUCCAUCUGCCUCAACAUCACAACAACUCCUCCAGCUCCUGGUCAGUCCAUUCCUGCCUGGCAGAUCGUAGCCAUCGUCCUGAGCUGUGUCGCUGCUGCUCUCUUCCUUGGUCUCGCUAUCUUGUACUUCAAACGCACCUUGCCCGCUGUCAAGUCGGAUGGAUACGCCAUAGUCGAUGAGAUUCUUCCUGGAUUUGGAGCGUCGGUCUCGGGACAAGUUCAAAUCGGAGACGUCAUCCGAAGUAUCGACGGCAUCAGCAUCGUUGGCAGGGAUCUUGAGACGAUCCGACGCCUCACGCUGGGCCCAGAGGGGAGCAUCUGUAACCUACUCAUCUACCGAGGAGGCAUGAAUGUCGUUGCUCUAGUGAGAAGGAUCGGAGCCCAACUUGACACGCUUAACUCCACCAAGGAAGCACCAGUGGAGUUGCCUGGGAGUAUCCGAGGAAUCCUUCCCGCCCUUACUCGUACACUCAACCCUGAGGAGAUCAGAAAGCUCAUUGUCAACUUGCUUGCUGAGUGA
Molecule: messenger RNA, 1128 nt
Organism: Guillardia theta CCMP2712
Lineage: Eukaryota; Cryptophyceae; Pyrenomonadales; Geminigeraceae
Exons: 13
Coding region: 1-1128 (375 amino acids)
Molecular function (GO): protein binding
Source: RefSeq, a predicted model, not a curated record